AUGCAUCAAAUUUCCAUACCAGAGGCUCCCAUCACAGAAAGGUACAAGGCACAUAUUCCCCCAGAUGGCUGCCUGCUGGAGAACUCGGGCGUCGUUCGGGCUACGUACGCUCCCACGUCUGAUGCACCGAACGGGACGGUCAAGGAUAGCUGGGCGGAGAAACACCAGCAUCAGACUGUCCUAGAACAACACUGCUCUUUCUUUGAUCCUGACGGCGACGGAAUCAUAUGGCCCACUGAUACUUACCGCACCUGCCGUUCAUUCGAAUGGUCGAUCCCCACCUCUCUGUUUUUCACCGGCUUCCUCCACGUCGUGCAGUCCUACAACACAGUUCCCGGUUGGCUGCCCGACCCGUUCUUCAGACUUUGGGUGAAAAAUGCAUACAUGAACAAACACGGCAGUGGGACAGGAACUUUUGAUACCGAGGGCCGUUAUAGGCCGCAGCCACUGGAAGAUUUCUUUACAAAAUUCGACAGCGACGGAAAGGGCGGUCUGACCAAGGGGGAACUGUGGCACGGACUGAGGAGAUCGAGACUGGCAUUUGACUUCUUUGGUCAAGUUUCUGCCAUGUUCGAAUGGGGAUUCGCCUGGGUAUUAAUCUGGCCCGAGGACGGGAUCCUGAGAAAGGAAGAUGUGAGGAGAUUGUUGGAUGGGAGUUUGUAUCAUGAAAAGGUGGCAGUCUCGGGGCGGCGCGAAAGAGGCCAGAAGACCUGUCUUCGCUCGCAAUCAGCUGAGCCUCUGCAGAGCAAGGCUUUAAAAAUACAGUGA
Messenger RNA from Fonsecaea erecta, 768 nucleotides. RefSeq lists its product as hypothetical. Bases 1 to 768 code for a protein of 255 amino acids. Gene Ontology annotation, molecular function: calcium ion binding; monooxygenase activity. The transcript has 2 exons. The record is from RefSeq and is a predicted model, not a curated record. Lineage: Eukaryota; Fungi; Ascomycota; Eurotiomycetes; Chaetothyriales; Herpotrichiellaceae.